Messenger RNA from Phanerochaete carnosa HHB-10118-sp, 3882 nucleotides. RefSeq lists its product as uncharacterized. The transcript is spliced from 11 exons. The annotation marks the transcript as partial. NCBI's taxonomy places the organism in Eukaryota, Fungi, Basidiomycota, Agaricomycetes, Polyporales, Phanerochaetaceae. The record is from RefSeq and is a predicted model, not a curated record.
CCUGAUCUCUUGAAGACACCUUCGCCUUCAGAAUUCGAAUAUAAGCUACAUUUCAUCCGGGAUACACUGGCUCUCAGCGAAACUGAGGAGACAUGGGACAAAAUCGCGGUGGCGCUGACGGCGUUCCAGACACUACUCCGAGAAAGUGGUGGCGUAAUUCCUGAGUACUUUCUGGACGUCUUACGCUCUCUAUCUUCCUUUAUCAACAGAUCUAUUGGCUCUGAACGCUCCCACAAGUCCGCGUCGUUGCGGUUGACUGCAGCAGAGGCGUCGUUAGCAUGUUUGCAAUGCUUCAACCCGCCAGAUCUUCAAAAGGAUGUUCGUGGACAAGAGGUUGAGACGCUGAUCCGGUGCUUCGCAACAGAUGCGAAUGCAGACAUUCGGAAGGUUGGGCGAAAGAUCUUCGAGGCAUACUCUAUCCUGCUACCUGGGCGUGUGGACACGUUUAUUGCACCCCUCACCCCGACAAUUAGGAAAUACCUCGCUGUCAGCUCGAAGACACUAGCGAACUUAGAUGCUUUUUGCCGCCAGACGCCUCAAUCUACUCGCUCUAUCGUUGGCACCCAACCCGACCCUAUCGCUUCUCAACCUGGCACGUCUGUUGGCACGAAUGAAAGAGCCGACCUGGAGCUGCCGAAGGUCAAGACAAGUACAUCUUCCACGGAAGUUGGCCCAUCGCGUCCGUCAGCUAAGACCAGAAAGGACCAAGCUCCGAGUGCUACCAAACGUCCCGGAAGUGCGUUGAGCAUUACGAUCGUGCCCUCACGACCACAGCAUGACGGCGCUCCAAGGAUACAAGUUCCUGGAGCUGCCGCGUCCUCUUCCCAAAAAUCAUCGUCAAAUCCUUCCCGGCCAAAGACCGGCCCUUUGCGUCCAGAAGCAUCAUUAUCUGGUGUCUCCGCACGACCGAUCACUCCACAGGAGAACCAGCCUGAACAGCGGCGUGCUGCUGGCGGGGCACGAAGGGUCUUACGCCCAGAUCCUACUCUAUCGGACAGCCAGCCGCCACGAGACAAACCAGAGGAGCUGCGGACUAAGCCAUUAGUCCCUCCGCGUCGAGCCGAACCACUUAUCCAGCCGAGGCAACGCGCGAUCUCGGUACAUAGCAAGCGACGGCCGGUUCACACUGAAACAGUCGUGGCUGCACGUGCAUCAGUAGGAGUGUUGACUACAAAAUCUUCACUAGCUACCCGCGGAGAAGACGUCAAGAGCCGAGGUACUAAGGCCAUCCCUCAACACCCGCAGAUAGCGUCAACCUCGCAUGUCUCGAAUAUCACUCGACACCGUGGGACCAGUAGAGCACCGAGUCAGACUUCAAGCAGUGCAAAAACAAGAAUGCAGUCCUCAAUAAAGCCUCUACCUAAUAAGUCAAGUCAAACCAGCUCCAUCCGAACGUCUCCACCACAGACCAAGACGGAGAAAGUUAUCGCUCCGGAGCUCAUACCUCUACCUCUUUCGCAUGGUGACGCACAGCACUCCCGCGAGGCACCAUUGCUAGACCUCUAUCCAGCGACCCCUCGAGCAAAACCUUCUCACCUUGAACGCCAAGUCGUUCAGCAGACGCCGAUAUCUGCGCUCGUCGAGUCGAUCCAGCAAGGGUUCAUUCUCACUCCUGUUGACGUAUUUGCCAGGAGCUCCAGCCGCGCCGGACGCAUCUUUGAUAUCGGCGACAACGUCCGCGUCGAGUCUCUUGGUUUUGAAGGCGUAUUGAGAUUUCUCGGAGAGAUUGAGGGAAAAUCUGGUCUAUUCGCUGGUGUCGAACUUGGUGGCGGUUUUGCAGGCAAAGGGAAGAACAAUGGCACGGUAAACGGAAAGCGAUACUUCGCCUGUGCUCCGAAUUGUGGGGUGUUCAUUAUCGCGUCCAAACUUUCCCCUCCCACUAUCGGCGCCAACUCGACCUCGAGACCCUCUUCUGUGGCCUCGUUUCGCAAUGGUCGCGCUACCUCUUCAAUCUCUGGGCGUGUCACCCCGUCUCUGUCGACUUCAUCCACCGUCAACGGCCGCAAAACACCAUCAAAUGGACGCGUGACUCCCGGGCUUCCUAGUGGAAGAAUCACUCCUUCAGCAUCAUCAGGUCGGCGUACACCCAGUGGCGGCUUACCGGCUACGCGUACUAGAACAACAACUAUUACCAGUCGGAGUGCCGUUACAAAUAGCGGAACAUCCAGCAUGGAGUCCAUGAUCACACCCGGGUCCCGCGCUUCGAAGUAUGUGGGCAUGACUGCAAAACAGCUGAGUAGCCGAACACCUACGCGUAACCGGAUGACGAAUACCCCUCGCGCUCGUCUGUCAAGUGCCGCCUCUAUGCCUCCACCAUCCUCACCAUCAACUUUAUCGCGUCGAUCACCAUCUGUCUCACUCAACGAUCCUAUUCGUUCGGCUGGCACGUUAUUUAAUGACUUGUCUGCCAAUCAAAGAGCCAUACAGGAGAUGAUCGACAAGGUCGCUCGACCAGCGUCUUCGGCGUCAGUUCUGUCAAAUGGCGCAGAAAUGCAACUCCAACAAGUUCAGCUUGAAAGCGACAGGCUGCAGUCGAGACUUAAUGCUCUGGAAGACGAGAAUAAACGGUUGCAGUCAAGCUUUACAGCCGCAGGCUCAUCUGUAUCGUCUCUCAACGCCCGUGUGGACGGGCUCAAGCAGGAGCGGGAGCAGAGUUUGGCCCGUGUUACAGAGCUUGAAGCAUCAUUGCGGGCUGCCGAGAGAGGCACUAGCGAGAAGGAGUUAACCAUCGAGUCGCUGCAACGACUGUUGGAGCAGAGUGUAAAGGACAAUGAGAAAACGAAGUGCGAUGGGGAGGUACGAAUCCGGGACUUGCAAUCGAGAAUAGACGACAAGGAGACACUUGCGACACAGCUCAAAGAGCUCAUUGAUGCAAAAGAGGGCCAGCAGACCGAGAACGACGCCGUCCUAGCCGCGAAGAGCGCCGAAAUUGCCGUCCUAGAAGCCAGAGUCCAGAAAGCUUAUACCGAGCUUGAGGAAGAGCGUCGCGAGCUUGGUGGACAAGUGGAUGAGCUACGAAAAGCAGGUCAAGAAACGAUAGCGCUGUACGAGGAACGUUUAAGUGCUGCCGACUCACGUAGGUAUGAGAUGGAAGACUUCAUCGCCUCUCUGCAAGAACAGUUGCAGGCACAAGCCCGUCCUAUCUCUCCAUCUACUAUGGCUCGCCAAGCGACGACUGCCCUCGAAAUUGACAACGAGUCUCUCCGCGAACAGAUUCAACAUCUACAAAAGAAGCUGAGCACUCUCGAAGAUCUGCUUGAAGACGCGCGCUUGGCGACUGAACGCGAGGAGAAUGCUGGCCGCGAGCGGCUCAUGCAAUACAGCGAACGCGAGGACGCUAUUCAUAUGAAGACGCUGGAAGAGAAUGUUGAGCAAACACUACUCCGCGAAGAGCAAGCGCUUGAGGCAGAGGAGGCCGCGCUAAAUAGCGCCCCUGACGAUGUCGCGACGUUGCAAAAGACUAUGCGUGAGAUGAGGGGAAAAUAUGAUAUCUACCGCGAAGACGAAUUGGAGCGAGAAGUUGCGCGGUUACAAGAACGGCUCGCCAGAAAUCAGAAGAAGUCGUCGAAAGGCCUCUCUGAGGAGCCUACAUCAUCUGUUACGACGUCCCUCUCUUCAGUCUCCUCGUCAGCAUCCUCUCGCCCGGAAUCUGUCAUGUCGGAUACCACGAGCCGCAGUGGCAGCGAGGACAUAUGUGAAAUAUGCGAGAAACCAGGGCACGACAUUUUCUCGUGCGAUCUGCUGAAGGAAGACAGGCCGCUUGGCAUCGGCAGCGCGUCGGACUUCUUGACGAAGAGUGCCACCGACGACCUGUUCUGCGAAGAUUGUGAGGAACAUGGCCAUACGGCGGCCAACUGCCCGCACUCUCUGGACGUUUUUUAG